AAAUUCUAUUUCUACUACCACAGAUAAUCAGACAAAUCCUAUUUCUACUACCACAGAUAACCAGACAAAUCCUAUUUCUACUACCACAGAUAACCAGACAAAUCCGAUUUCUACUACCACAGAUAACCAGACAAAUCCGAUUUCUACUACCACUGAUAACCAGAUAAAUCCUACUUCUACUACCACAGAUAACCAGACAAAUCCGAUUUCUACUACCACAAAUAACCAGACGAAUCAUAUUUUUACUACCACAAAUAACCAGACAAAUCCUACUUCUACUACCACAGAUAACCAGACAACUGCAAUUUAUAGUACCAGAAAUACCCACAUGAUUGCUAGUACUACCACAGAUAUCUCCACGGCUAUGACACCUAUUAACAAUGAAACCUCUUCAGCUACUGUGCCUAAUGCUACAGAUCCCUCUGAGACUACAGUUCUUCCUACAACAAAUAGCACAGUUCUUUCUACUCUGUCUAUAGGUAUACCUGUGCAAAUAUUUUCUUCCUCUCCAACUACCCCAGUGACUUCUCCUACAGAUACCAGCACAGCUUCUACACUUACUACUAUAGAUACCAUAGGUUCUACUCCUACUACCAUAGAUACUAGGUCUACUAGUCCGACCAACACGUAUACAGCCACAUUUACUUCUCCUACAAACAGAGAAAACAUAACAUCUACUCCUACUACUUUACAUAUACCUACUAACCCUGCUAUCACUACUGUAGAUACUGUAACUACUCCAGCUCCAAUUUCUGUUCUUCCAACUAGCAGCAAUCCUGCAUCCACUGCUGUUCCAACUACAGGUAACCUGCAGGGCUCCUGUAGUUGUUAUAGAUUCUGCAGUGGUUCUGGAGCGAUAUAUACUUUUCAUCUGACUAUCAACAGUGCCUCAGUGACUGUAAAUGACAUCUCAGAUAAAACUUCACUUCUGUCUUCUCCUUGCGGUUCACAAGUUACUGCUCUGUCUCAGUGUAAUUAUACUUCCAAUCAAUCCCGUUUAUAUCAGGGGGCACACAUACAGUGCAAUAGUACUUCUAACAGACUGCAGAGCUGUAUGAUAGCGGUGCUAUACAGUCAGCCGCUGGAUAUGUGCACUCUCACAGAGGUUCUGGUGGUCUUAUUCCAAUCCAACCAAAUUAGAUAUCAAGGUUCCCUCAGUAGAACGGCUGCUCUAUGCGGAUCAUCCAGUGAUUCUACAGCUGCAUCAAUAAACUCAACAUAUCAAUGGUCUGCUGUCAACAUUGGCUCGUCUCCCCAAACCUGUGAUCUAUCAGAUGGACAGUUCCAAUCCCUCACCAGAAAUCUUACAUGCGGUCAAGUAAAGUAUCUGCAGUUAAAUGAGAGCUGUCAGUCUUCAUCAAGAUCAGAGACAAACACCACAACAGUACCUUUACAGACGACUGUUACAUCAUCAGCUACUACAUACACGUCAGUGCUUUCAGUCAAUCAAACAGUUACAGAACCCUAUGGUGCGGUGACAGAGGCUAAUAUUACAAAUCCAUACACUACUCCAGACACUACAAACGGUACAUUAGAAUCAGUCAAUGAGAACAGAAAUUUAAAUGUUACUUUAGACCCUACAAACACUACAUCAGCUACAGUCAAUAACAGUGCAGAUACAAACACCUCUCCAGUCACUCCAUCUACAAUACCGACUUCAUCCAAUGACAGUACAGAUCCAAACACUACUCCAGACACUACAAACACUACAUCAGCUACAGUCAAUAACAGUGCAGAUACAAACAGCACUCUAAUCACUCCAUCUACAACACCGACUUCAUCCAAUGACAGUACAGAUCCAAACACUACUCCAAUCACUCCAUCUACAACACCGACUUCAUCCAAUGACAGUACAGAUCCAAACACUACUCCAGACACUACAAACACUACAUCAGCUACAGUCAAUAACAGUGCAGAUACAAACAGCACUCUAAUCACUCCAUCUACAACACCGACUUCAUCCAAUGACAGUACAGAUCCAAACACUACUCCAGACACUACAAACAGUACAUUAGAAUCAGUCAAUGAGAACAGAAAUUUAAAUGUUACUUUAGACCCUACAAACACUACAUCAGCUACAGUCAAUAACAGUGCAGAUACAAACACCACUCCAGUCACUCCAUCUACAACACCGACUUCAUCCAAUGACAGUACAGAUCCAAACACUGUAAACACGACAUCACCCUCAAUCAAUGAGGACAGAGAUUUAAACGUUACUCCAGACUCCACAAACACAACAUCAGCAUCAUUUAAUAAUGUGACACAAUCAUUCACUACCCUAAACACAUCAUCAUCCUAUAAUAUAACAGAAUCAAACCCGACUCAAGGUGUUACAAACACACCAACAGGGAAUGUCACACAUCCCAGCGACACCACACUGGUCAGCACAACACUGAUCACAUCUACAGAUCUCUCAGUCAUCACACAACCUAACGGAACAUCAGUCUCACACACAACCAUUACAGAAGAAUACACCAACCUCACUCUAACACAUACAACAUCCUCAUCUUAUAACCUGACAGAAUCAAACCCCACACUGGGUGUCACAGGCACAACAACAGAGAUCACAUCCACAAAUUCCUCAACAAUCACACAACCUAACGGAACAUCAAGCUGGUAUUCUGUGGUUACAGAACCAAACACCUCUCGCAAUGUUACAGAAACAACAACAUUGUCACCUCUUAAUACAACACAACCAAACACCACCUUCAUAUUUACAAACACCACCAUAUUUUCUGAGACAUCAGUGUCAUUUAGCACACCAAAUAUAACAGAUCUGAGCCCAACAAAUUCCACAAUUCAGCAGAAUUUCACCACAGAGAACUCGACCUCAGAGCCGAACACCACGGCUUAUCUGGCCAGCAACUUCACUACAAGUUAUUUAGGUCAAAACACCACAUCGAGUCCAUUUAACGUUACACAGGUUACAACUAAUACCACCCUAGUAAGUUAUAGUGCAAACAAUAGUUUAACAUCAAGUCCUCUAAAUAGCACAGACAGCCCUGGCAAUCACACCACAUCUACCAACAUAACCUCCGCUCCAGAUAAGAAUCUCAGUACAACAUUAACACCUAACACUAACAGCAUAGUUUCAACAGAUAUAUACACUAAUAUUACAACAGCAGGACCACAAAACACCACUGCACAGGCAGAGAAGAAUACCACCACCACCAUCAUUACCACCAACACCAUUACCACCACCAACGGAACAGUGACCACAAGCUCUCUGGGUUUGGUAAAUCAGCUUCUGAACCAGUCUCAGGAUACAUCAACACUGAACUCCUCUCAAGUGGAGAGUGUGGUCAGGAAACUGGAGGAUAUUCUCUCGGCGCCAAACAUCAGCCUUAAUGUGUGUCAGGCUGCUCUGUCUGUCAUUAACAAUCUCCUCAAUGCUUCUGCAGGAUCUCUGGCUUCCUCAUCCAACCGCUUGAUCAAGGCUGUGGAUCAGCUGGCGUUGAAAUUGGUCAUUCCGGACAAUUCGGUAACAAUAGCGUUGUCAUCACUUGCACUGGCGGUGACAAAGAUCGAUGGAACCAACUUUGCAGGAAUGUCGUUUUCCAUCAACAGCCCAACAGACAUACUGAUGAAAAGCAGGAGCAGGAGGUCUGUUGGAAGUCCAUCUGGACAGGGUUCCAUCACACUCCCUUCCUCUCUGACCAGCGGUCUGUCCCCAGAGCAGAAGCAACAGGCAUCUCGGCUUCAGUUCACGUUCUUCCAAAAGAGCUCACUGUUUCAGAGCAAUCUCACUAACCAGCAACUGGCCAGCCUCAUUCUGGGGACCAGCGUCGCCAACCUGUCCAUCAGAGACCUGAAAGACAACGUGGUGUUCUCUCUGCAGAACACGACCACUAUAACGGAAAAUCUGACGUGUGUUUUCUGGGACUUUAACCAAAAUGGUGGAGCAGGAGGAUGGAACAGUAGCGGCUGUUUUCUCCUGAACAGCACAGAUAACGAGAUAAAGUGUAGCUGCAACCACUUGACCAGCUUUGCAGUGCUAAUGGACAUCUCCAGAGGUGGAGUGACUGACAAAUUGCAGGGCACCAUCCUCACCUUCAUUACAUUUAUUGGAUGUGGACUUUCUGCCAUCUUCCUUGCUAUCACUCUCCUCACCUACCUGGCCUUUGACAAAAUCCGCAAAGACAUUCCAUCCAAGAUCCUCAUCCAGCUGUGUUUUGCACUUUUCCUUCUCAACAUGGUCUUCCUGGCAGACUCAUGGCUGGCACUCUACACCAAUGCCGUUGGCCUGUGCAUCUCCACCGGUUUCUUCCUGCACUACUUCCUGCUCGCCUCCUUCACGUGGAUGGGUCUGGAGGCCUUGCAUCUUUACCUGAGUAUCGUCAAGGUCUUCAAGAACUUUGUAUCGCAUUACAUGCUGAAGUUCUCUCUGGCAGGAUGGGGUAUUCCAUUAAUCAUAGUUAUCAUUGUGAUCUCGGUGGAUAAAAAUAAUUAUGGCCUCAUUGCGUAUGGAAAGUAUACGGAUGGAAGCACAGAUGAUUUCUGCUGGCUGAAGAACGAUAUAGCCUUCUACGUGUCAGUGGUGGGCUACUUCUGUGUGAUCUUCCUGACCAACAUGGUCAUGUUUGUGGUGGUUAUGGUACAGCUGAGACGCAUCAAACGUCAAAACCCCCAAAAUAACCAAAAUCGCAAAUGGCUCCAGGAUCUGCGCAGCAUCGCCGGUCUCACCGUCUUACUCGGCCUUACAUGGGGAUUUGCUUUUUUUGCCUGGGGCGUGGUCAAUCUACCAUUCAUGUACCUCUUCACCAUCUUCAACGCCUUCCAAGGUAUUUUCAUCUUCGUGUUUCACUGCGCUUUAAAAGAGAAUGUCAGGAGACAGUGGCGAAUCUACCUCUGCUGUGGCAAGUUCAGACUAGCAGAAAACUCAGAUUGGAGUCGUUUAGCAACUCAACACACCAAGAAGAGUUCAGUCAUCACAGCCAACACUUCCCAGGCCUCUUAUAACCACUUCAGUACCUCAAGGAACUCGUCAAUGAGUGUUGACAGCUUGGGCUUAGCAUCAAACAUAAACAGUCAGUUCUCCUUCCAUCAAAUUCUACAGAAGCACCUCAUACCACAGCGCUGCUGAAUUCCUGAUAACAUUCACCUUUUAUAGCAGCAGCUCUGACACAUGAAUGAGCUCGGUUCUAAUACCUUCAUGUUUCCAUAGUAACAGCUUGUUCGGGUUCUUUAUAUCAGACCCCUGACAUUAAAAAAGGUCAAGUUUUCUUUAACAAGAUAUUUAUUUACAUCUCGUUCGAAACCCUGGAGUCUCUAGAGUUUACCUCCAGGAGCCAUUUCGCCGUAUUAUCUUUCAGACGUCUUCAGAACAUCGACGAGCUUCAUAUUUUUAUCUAAAUAUAAGCUCAAGGGAGAAAGAAAAAUAGAGGCUGAUGAAGGAACGAGCGUUUAUACUGUACGGUAGCUGCUGUAAGAACUGUGAGAAGGUUGUUGUAGGGACUUCUGCUCUAUAGUACUGCUGACACUCUGGUGUUGAUUGCGUUCCUACAGCAGCGUGACACAGAGUGUAUUAGUUCUGACAUUUUCUUCA
Molecule: messenger RNA, 5545 nt
Organism: Tachysurus vachellii
Lineage: Eukaryota; Metazoa; Chordata; Actinopteri; Siluriformes; Bagridae
Gene: adgrg2a
Product: adhesion G protein-coupled receptor G2a
Exons: 21
Coding region: 329-5083 (1584 amino acids)
Biological process (GO): cell surface receptor signaling pathway; adenylate cyclase-activating G protein-coupled receptor signaling pathway
Cellular component (GO): membrane
Molecular function (GO): G protein-coupled receptor activity
Source: RefSeq, a predicted model, not a curated record